AUGCACAAAAGAUUCAGGCAAGCUUUUUGUGCUGUAAAGGAGCACAGCUCUGUAAGUUAUGCCAAAAUCGCUACAGUUGGAGGGUUUUGUGAUAUUGAUCUCAUAAUUGUCAAAGCAACUACUCCUGAUGACUUGCCAUUGUCUGAAAAAUACAUACACGAGCUCUUGAAGAUAUUUUCCAUCUCUCCCUCGUCAUUUCACUCCUUUUCUCUGAGCUUCACUCGCCGUUUUGGCAAAACUCGAUCCUGGAAAGUUGCUCUCAAAUGCCUCAUUCUGCUCCACCGUUUGCUCAGGUCAUUGCCUGAAAAUAGCCCUGUUCGAGCAGAACUAUUAUGGACUAGAUCCAAUUGUUUGCUCUCUCUCUAUCCAUGUCAUUUCCAAGAUGAUUCAUCUUCAAAUUCUGAACAUUACACCACUUUUAUUAGGUCCUUCGCCCAAUUUCUCGACCAAACAAUUGAUUGCUUUUCCAUGGAAAACAAAGCAACGGAAGAAGAAGUAAUGCAUGAGAGCUUGCACCAUAAAAUAAGACAAGUAAGCAGAAAGCUUGAACUUUUGCCACAACUUCAAAUCCUAAUAGACCGAGUCAUGGAUUGUAUUCCAACUGGGGUGGCUGCUAGAAGCUUGAUUGUCCAAUUGGCAAUGAAACAUAUCAUUCGUGAUAGUUUCAUUUGUUACACAACUUUUCGAAGAGAAAUUGUUUUGGUUUUGGAUAAUUUGCUUGAAAUGCCAUACAGGAGUUGUGUUUCGGCUUUCGGGAUUUACAAGAAAGCUGCUAUGCAAGCGAGUCAGCUUUGCGAGUUUUAUGAUUGGUCUAAGGCUAAAGGGUUCUGUGGCUCAUAUGAGUACCCUUUUAUAGACAGAAUUCCACAGAUACAUAUUCAGGCUCUCGAGACUUUCCUCAAAGGGAUGUGGCAGCUAACUGAUCAGUCAUCAUUAUCUACUACAUCACCAUCCUCAUGGGUUGAGUUUAAAUCAACUUCAACAGAAGACGAUGAUCAAGAUGAGCAAGUUUUUAAAAGAAAUACUUCAAUAAAGAUUAGUUCUCAAUUGGAGAAAUCUGUAGAGAAUGGCUUUGCGAGAAACUUUGAGCUGGGAAAAGAAGAGAUGGCACCUCUAAUUCAGUUAGAAGAUGGGGAAGAUGAUAACUGGGAGGCCUUGUUAGAAGCUUCACUUGAUACUAAUUCAAAUGACCAGCGAAUGAACUUUCUGAUUUACCCUAGUAGCUUGAGCAAUGGCUCUGGCAAUGGACAUGGGUAUGAGAAUCAGCUUAUUUGUUUGGAUGAUCACACAAAAAGAGAGGAGCAUGAUCAAUGGCAACUGCAAGUGUACAAUCCAAAUCCUUUUUGUCAGCCUUAUAGUUACUUUCCCAAUUCCAAUGGAUCAGAGCAGGUAAUCUGGUAUUUCCAUGGGGAUUUUAAUGCUAGCUAG
Molecule: messenger RNA, 1428 nt
Organism: Dovyalis caffra
Lineage: Eukaryota; Viridiplantae; Streptophyta; Magnoliopsida; Malpighiales; Salicaceae
Source: the annotation of a GenBank genome assembly